AUGUCAGAAGCAUACAAUUCUAGGUAUUCUAUUCACCCAGGUUCCCCAAAGAUGUAUCAUUCUCUUAAGGAGAUUUAUUGGUGGAACGAUAUGAAAAAGAAUGUAGCAAAUUUUGUGGCUAUGUGUCCGAAUUGUCAGCAGGUGAAAGCCGAACACCAGAGGCCUGGUGGUUUGGCUCAGAAUCGUGGUGCUCAGUUCACAAUGAAAUUUUGGAAAUCCUUUCAGAAAGGAUUGGGCACAAAAGUGAACCGCAACACAGCUUUUCAUCCUCAGAUAGAUAGCCAGGCAGAGCGCACCAUUCAAACUCUUGAGGAUAUGGAUAAGGCGUGUGUUAUCGAUUUUAAAGUUGGCGAAGCGGAGUUUAUAGGACCUGAUUUGGUCUAUCAGGCUAUGGAGAAAGUCAACUUAAUUAAAGAGCAUCUGAAGAUGGCUCAGAGUCACCAAAAGUCCUAUUCGGAUGUGCAACGUAGAUACUUAGAGUUCCAAGUUGAUGAUUGGGUAUUUCUGAAAGUUUCACGUAUGAAAGGCGUUAUGAGAUUUGGGAAGAAGGGGAAGCUUAGUCCCAUAUAUAUUAGGACAUAUAGAAUCCUGCGAAGGAUCGGGCACGUGUCUUAUGAGUUAGUAUUGCCACAAGAAUUAGCUUCUGUACACCCAAUAUUUCAUAUGUCUAUGUUGAAGAAAUUCACGGGAGACCCGUCUCUUGUGGUUCCUACAAAGAUUAUAGGGGUUAAAGAUAGCCUGACUUACGACGAAAUUCCAGUGGCUAUUCUUGAUCGUCAAAUAUGCAAGCUCGGAACUAAAGAAAUUGCUUCAGUGAAAGUGCUUUAG
Nicotiana tabacum (common tobacco) is the source of this 828-nucleotide messenger RNA. The record is from RefSeq and is a predicted model, not a curated record. Lineage: Eukaryota; Viridiplantae; Streptophyta; Magnoliopsida; Solanales; Solanaceae.